AUGGAUCCAAUAAACCAUAACAACCUAAAAAUUGCAGCUAUUAAUGUCAACUCUAUUGGCAAGUUGAAACGCAGAUGUGAUUUACAGAUGUUUAUCGAUCGAUACGAGAUUGAUAUCUGUCUAAUCUCUGAAACAAAAUUAAACGAAAAACAUAGAGUUCAGUUAUCUAACCACCAGCUAGUCAGAACAGACAGACCUAACUCCACCAAAGGCGGAGGGACCGCCAUAGCAAUCCAUAACAAGAUCAAGUUCUUAGUGAUUCACUACCCAAACUUAUCAAACAAUAAAGUUAUUGAAUUCACAGCGAUCAAAAUUAAAAGUAAUAGUAAAACGAACCUAAUAAUAAUAAGUAUCUAUGCCAUUCAAUUUACGGGUUAUAAAUUUAUACAAGAACUAAAGAAGCUAAUGAAAGACUUUAACCUCGACAGCAGCAACAACUAUUACAUAAUAGCCGGCGAUUUCAACUCCAGAAAUACCUCUUGGGGUGACACUAAAUCAAAUGAAAGAGGUGAACAAUUAGCUGAUUGGAUAGAAUUUAACUAUUUAGAAUAUAAAACCACACUGCUUUCUCCAAAGGAACCAACAUUUCCUAAAGCCAAUUCUUAUCUUGACCACUGUCUCAUUGACAUGAGAAUAGACUUUACUAACCUAAUUAACGGAAAACUACAAACCCUCCCAUACGAUAGCGACCAUCUAGCUAUCACACUAACAAUAUCAGUAGAAGAAUGUGCUCCUGGACUCCUUAAUAACUUAAACAGCAUUCCAAGUCAAUUUAAUUUCAAAAAAGCAAAUUGGAAUAAGUUCAGGAAAAAUAUUUUAAAAAACUACUCCGAAGUUAUUUCAAUACCUAGUGAUAGGAAUUUGUCAAUUGAUGAAAUAGAUAAAUAUAUAGGCCAGCUGGAAUCCAAAAUACAGGACUCCAUGAUAUCAACCAUUCCAAGAAAUAAGAAACAAGACGACUACUAUCUCAAAUACAAUAAUAAGAAAAUCAAACGUCUACACGCCUACAAAUCCUAUCUUAUCAAAAGACAAUUUGACAAAAUCCCUGUAAGUCUGCAAGAGAAAAUUAGAAUUAAAUUGACCAUCAAACGAAUCAACAAAUUACUACAUAAAGAAUUCGGCAAAACCGUCACAGCAUAUUGGGAAGCACAAAUCAAGAGUAUCAACUUUAAAAACCCGCAUGAAUUUUUCCCAAAAAUAAAUAGAAUGCUAAGGCCAAGAAAAGACAUCAACAUUAAUACACUAAAGAUACCAAUUGACAACAGAGACCUUAGUACUCUCUGUAAUAGCAAAUUUCCUGAACUAAUCUCUAACAAUGAAAUUAUUGCAUCUGAUCCUGAAACCAAACUUUUUAUAAUUGGUAAAUACCUGGAAAGUAUUAACUCACCCAGAUAUAUGAAUAUCGGAACUUCAACAAAAAUUAAAGUCGACAAAGAAGCCGAAGAAACUAAAAAGAUGAAAAAUAACAAGCAGACUUUUGUGGAAUUUUCAAAAGAAAAUCCAGCCUACUAUCCCAAGAAACUUGAUGAUGAUCCUAAAUUUUUAUUCAGCUACAUAGAAGUAUCAUUACCCUGGCGGAUCUGA
Messenger RNA from Cotesia congregata, 1584 nucleotides. The record is from the annotation of a GenBank genome assembly. NCBI's taxonomy places the organism in Eukaryota, Metazoa, Arthropoda, Insecta, Hymenoptera, Braconidae.